This is a messenger RNA of Podospora anserina S mat+, 252 nucleotides long. RefSeq lists its product as uncharacterized. NCBI's taxonomy places the organism in Eukaryota, Fungi, Ascomycota, Sordariomycetes, Sordariales, Podosporaceae. The annotation marks the transcript as partial. The record is from RefSeq and is a predicted model, not a curated record. The transcript has a single exon.
UUUGCGUGUAUAAAUCCAAAGGAUUUUCCUGGUAUGAAGGCUAGUUCGGGGUUGACGAAACGGUUGAAGGAGCAGGGGUGUCUGAUUAGUAUCAAGAAGGGGAACGAGAAGAGGGAGACGCCUGGGGGUGGGGGUGGGGGUGGUGGGAGGAGGGGGGCCGAGGAGGUUGAGGAGGAGGAGGAGGAAGGGGAGGGGGAUAGUGAGGGGGAGGGGGAGAAGAGGGGGAGGAAGAGGGUGAAGAGGAGCGCGUGA